This is a messenger RNA of Coprinopsis cinerea okayama7#130, 993 nucleotides long. RefSeq lists its product as hypothetical. The record is from RefSeq and is a predicted model, not a curated record. The coding region runs from base 1 to 993 and encodes 330 amino acids. The transcript has 2 exons. Lineage: Eukaryota; Fungi; Basidiomycota; Agaricomycetes; Agaricales; Psathyrellaceae.
AUGACGCCCAUCCCAUACAACCUCAUCCUCAUGAUUGCCAACAAAGUUUUGAACCGCACCCCCUUUAUUCCCCCCGAAGUUCUGCUCCAAAUCUUCCGGCAAGUAUCAUCGUGCGCAAACCCUGCCAAUAGCCUCCGGUCCAUCACCCUUGCAAGCCGCUAUCAUGCUCUCGUUGCGCGCGAAGUAUUAUGGCGAACGGUGACCUUUAUUGGAGAGCAAAGAACGAGGCAUCGAAAAUGGUUCUCCGCCGAAAUGCGCAAGUACACGUUCAUUCGCCUUAUCGCAUCCUGCAAUUCUUCACCCCUUCCCCCGUUUCUCCCCCUCAUCCGCAGACUUGAACUGGUGGCAUCCUCGGACCACCAGGACUGGAUGUAUGACGCAAAAAUGGUCCAAAUUGUGAAAGCGAUAAGCGGCCACGACGGUUUGCGCCAUUUACGUAUCCAGAGCGCAACCUUCCGCCAAAUUGUCUUCACCCGAUUCAUAGACACCAUCUUCCCGUCCUUAAACUCCACUUUAUUGGAGCUAUCCCUCGACAAUGUUGUUCUUUUCGAUCCCUCGGUCUUCAAUACCUUACUUUCCCUGCAAUUCAUCCGUUUUGAGGGUGUUUUCUUCAAAGGUAUCAAGGUUGACGCCCAACUCGUUGACGUCAUCGAAGACAACGGCAUGGAGAACACCUCCGGGCCCUCAUCACCAGCAAAAUGGCUGGCAUGGCGGGUUUCCGAUACAGAUCUCAUUCCCCCCCAAGACAUCAUACACCCUCGAAUCAGAUCGUUCACAUAUGCGAGAUGUUCAUUGGCCGUCGACAGUUAUCUUGGCCCGGCACAAGAACGAAUCCUCUCCUACCUCGACCUCUCUGAGCUGUCCACCGCAAACUUUCGCCUCCGGUAUGAAGACGACUACUUAACGUUGGCAACUGUACUUCAGCAAGCAUCGACGACAUUGCGAGUUCUUAUUCUUGAUCUAACGCUGACGAUCCGUGGCUUGCGCCUGUGA